Molecule: messenger RNA, 2301 nt
Organism: Zea mays
Lineage: Eukaryota; Viridiplantae; Streptophyta; Magnoliopsida; Poales; Poaceae
Exons: 1
Coding region: 245-2296 (683 amino acids)
Biological process (GO): hormone-mediated signaling pathway; positive regulation of DNA-templated transcription
Cellular component (GO): nucleus
Source: RefSeq, marked validated
GAAGAUUGAAAUCCACGUUUUUUUUACCGCACCCGUAACUAACCUGGGCCCAGUGCCCAGAGACGCUCAACUAUCCCUUUUGGCCGUGGGACCCACAGCCAGCCACCUGACCGAGGAUUCCAUCCCAAACGACUUUCUGUUUUUCUCUGUUCCCAACGAGGACGAACAACACCUCCCCACUUGCACAGUUGCACUGCUCCAGCCCAGCGCCAGGCGUCACCCUGCGCUGCGCUGCGCGAAGGAGAUGCCGGCGGACGGGGGCGCUGUGGCGGGGGCGCCAUGCGGGGCGUGCAGGACGCUCCGGUGCAGAUGCGUGCCGCGCUGCGUCUUCGCGGCCUACUUCUCGGCGGAGGAGUUCGCCGCCGUGCACGGCGUCUUCGGCGCCAGCAACGUGUCCAAGAUGCCCGAGGACAUCGGACUCCCCGAGCAGAGGCGGCUCGCCGUGGACACGCUCGUCGAAGAGGCCAGGGCGUGGGCGCGGGACCCCACCUUCGACCGCGUCUCCUACCUCUGCAUCCUCCAGGACCAGGAGGUGAACGACAAGUACAGGGAGCAGGUCGACGAUGCGCGGGAGGAGUUCGACGCCGAGGUCGCGUCCGAGCCGGUCGACGUUGCUGCCGCAGGGCUGGAGGCGCAGGCGCAGGCGCAGGUCGACGCCGCGCUGCAGCACGAGCAGGACUACAGGCUGCUGGGCGGUUGGGGGGCGACGACGGGCGAGCAGCAGCACCUUGUGACGCAAGACGCCGAGAAUGAGCACGGCAUCAUCCUUGGGCACGGCCACCCGGCCGAGCUAUCCCAGGAGAUUCUGCAGCUGCAGGAGUUGUUGGAUAUGGCAGAGCUCUCCAGAAACAGAAAGCAGCAGAUCAUCCAGAAAACAGAGAUGGGGCAGUACUGGGACGCGGCGGCGGGGGGCGCGAGGGAACAUGACCUACUGACGAUGAUGCAGCAGGCCCCGGCCGCUGCGUGGCAGCACCAAUACCCCGCCCCGCAGUAUGCCGGGAUUCGUGGCGGGCCUGGCGGCCACCAGGAGAUGCCGCAGCCGAUGGAGGAAGCCUGCACGGCGGAGUUUGCUACGGGGAUGGGCAUCAUGUCGCAGCAAUUCGCCUCGGCGCAGCCGUACCACGACCACGACCCUGCGGCGGUGCCCCACGCGUCGCCAUGGCUCCAGCGUAUGCCUGAGGCGCAGCAGCCGGCUGCCGCGUCGCAGGUGGCGAGCGAGCAGGACAUGCUGCUGUUGCUGCUACUGCAGCAGCAUCAGGUCGCGGCGGCGGGGUUGAUGUCCGCGGGCGGCGCUCGUCAGUUGGAUAACGUCGCCGCACAAUACGAUGACACGGAGGUCGCACUGGGGUACGGGUACGGCCAUCCGGACAUGCACCAGCACCAGCACCAGCAGGUGGCCGCCGCGGGGCAGGUUGCCGGAGUGGAUGACGACAUGAACCCCCGGGAGAUGACGCAGCAGCAGCACGCUCAGCAAGGGCUCGACAUCGCCCUUGGAAACGGCCACCUGGACGGCGAAACCGAGGCGAUGCUGCAGGAGUUGGCCGCCCUGCUAGAGCAGGCGGGAAAGCAGGAAACGAUCAGGAAGCAGCAGGGCGUGGCGACAGGGAUGGGGCAGUGGGACGCGGUGACGGGGAUCGCGUGGGAGCAGGACGUGACGACGAUGACGCACCAGCAGAGCCCGGACGCUGCUGCGUGGCUCCAGGUCCAGGAGAUGCUGGAGCAGAUGGAGGAAGCGUCGUCCACGCCGGAGUUUGCUGAGAUCAUAGCGUGGCAAGCCGAGGCGCGGUACGCCCAGGAAGAGCUCGCCAUCACCCUUGGUAACGACCACCCGGACUGGUCAACCCAGGAUAUCCUGCAAGCGCAGGAGUUGUUCGCCAUGGCAGAGCUGGCCAGGAAGCAGGAAAUGGUCAGGAAUCUGGUCGCCGCGGCGGCGCUCGCCAGAGAGCAGGAAAUGAUCGCGCAGCAGCAGCAGCACCCCGAGGCGCAGUACUCCGGGACAGAGCUCGACAUCUCGCUGUGGCAAGGCCCCGGCCACGGCCACCCGUACUGGCAUCAGCCGACGAUGCAGCAGAUGCUGCAGGAGAAGCAGCUGCCGACGGUGCAACAGCUGUUGCAGGAGCAGCAGCUGGCCGACGCGAUUGGAUUCGGCACGCACCAGGCCAGCACGACUUUGGUGCCGCAGUAUGCGAACGGUGAGCACGGGAGCGGCACCGGCGCCGCAAUGGCGUUCCAGUCGCCGGGGUCUGACAAGGACGCGCCAUUCCCAUUCCCAUUCCCAUUAUAUGUAGGAUUGUAGGCUAG